Plectropomus leopardus (leopard coralgrouper) is the source of this 4607-nucleotide messenger RNA. RefSeq names its product ubiquitin-conjugating enzyme E2 Q2-like. The record is from RefSeq and is a predicted model, not a curated record. NCBI's taxonomy places the organism in Eukaryota, Metazoa, Chordata, Actinopteri, Perciformes, Serranidae.
UAUGCGAGAUCCGUGGACCCGACUCAACUGCGCGGUCACAUUCCGCCCCGACUUCCCCUCUGCCAGCGGCCUGGUGGUUUGAGAUGAGUAGAAGAUGUCGGUGUCGGGGCUGAAGGCCGAAUUGAAGUUUUUGGAGUCAAUUUUUGACCCAAACCACGAACGAUUCAGAAUAAUAGACUGGAAACCCGAUGAACUCAGUUGCCAAUUCAACGUAACAGGAGAGAAGCUGCUGAUCAUUCACUGCAACAUCACGGAAUCCUAUCCCUCAACACCCCCAAUAUGGUUUGUUGACUCUGAUGAUCCGAGUCUGGCUGAAGUGUUGGAGCGCUUGGAGGAUGUGAGAAAAGGCAGCACAUUGCUCCUUCAGCAGUUGAAACGCCUCAUUUGUGAUCUCUGUCGGCUUUACAACCUGCCACAGCAUCCCGAUGUAGAAAUGCUGGACCAGCCCCUACCAGCUGGCCCGAUUACCCAAGAACGAAAGAAUGGGCCAUCAGAUGAGGUGACAUCUGAAGAGGAAGAGGAGGAAGAAAUGGGAGAGCAGGACAUUGAUCUGGACCAAGACCUGGACCAUUACGACAUGAAAGAAGAGGAGCCAGUUGAUGGAAAAAAGUCAGAAGAUGAUGGAAUAGAAAAAGAAAAUCUGGCCAUCUUGGAGAAGAUUCGUAAGAACCAGAGACAGGAUCACUUGAAUGGCGCAGUGUCUGGCUCCGUGCAAGCCUCAGACCGCCUAAUGAAGGAACUCAGGGAGAUCUACAGAUCACAGAGUUACAAGACAGGUAUUUAUUCAUGUGAACUAGUCAGUGACAGCCUUUAUGAAUGGCACGUCAAGUUAAGGAUGGUAGACCCAGAUAGUCCGUUACAUAGCGACUUGCAGGUCUUAAAAGAAAAGGAAGGAGUGGACUACAUUCUGCUCAAUUUCUCUUAUAAAGAUAAUUUUCCUUUUGACCCACCUUUUGUACGGGUUGUCUCACCUGUACUUUCAGGAGGUUAUGUUCUAGGAGGAGGGGCGUUGUGCAUGGAGCUUCUCACAAAACAGGGCUGGAGCAGUGCCUAUUCCAUAGAAUCUGUUAUUAUGCAGAUAAAUGCAACUCUGGUUAAAGGAAAAGCCAGGGUGCAGUUUGGAGCCAAUAAGAACCAGUACAAUCUUGCCAGAGCACAACAGUCGUACAAAUCCCUUGUGCAGAUUCAUGAAAAGAAUGGCUGGUACACACCACCUAAAGAGGAUGGAUAAGGAGCUACUACCACUAUGCACUGGGAACAUGUCUUUGGGUCAAAGUAUCUUGUUUUCUUUGGAAUAUUUUCCCCCCUCUGACUUAACUGGGGAUAUAUCAUCUUUCUCGCGGAAACCAUCUCGUUGGCUCAUCUGACAAGUAUUCCUUUUGCCCCGCUCCGGGAAAGACUUUAUUCUGGUAUGACUUUGCUUCUCCCCUCAGUGUUUUAGUGAGGAGGAUGAUGUGAGGGGUAUCACUAGUCCUGUUUUCUAAAUAUGCUCAUUUGUCUUUAAAAAAAAAACGAAAAAAAAACCUUUUCUCCCUUGAAAUGUGGGGAAAUGCUUUUUCUUUAGCUGCUUCGACAAAGUGGGCUUCAUAAACAGUCAGUUACCCCUCUUUAAAUGGGAAUUUUAACACAAGAUUGAUACUGAAGCUCUUGAUGUGGCACCUCACAGCACCUGUUUUUAUUGGCCGCAUUUUUUCCCCCAUCUCAUCUCAAUAAAUUUAGAUGACCUUCAAACUUGGUAUCCUUUAGCUCUUACUUUUUAAAAUGUGUGGAGAAUAUCGGGCCAAGCAGAAUCGAAAUGCUGCAGUGUUGAACUAAGAUUAACUGUUGUUCGUGAACAAAUCCACCAGUGGUUGAUAAUAAAAACAGGGCCAAUGGAGACAAAAUAACUCAGAAUCUGCAUGUUGCAUAUCUUGGGAAGAUAUAUUUUCAUUAGAGAAUGAAAUGACUGUUGCAGCAUCAUUUUUUGGAAGUUUUAACAGAGCUAAUGUUGAAGAGCUCAUUUUGCCUCGUUUCUUUAAACACAGCGGCCCUGCAAGCCAUCAGUUUGGCGGCUGUUCUUUCUGUUGACCGUAGCUGUAGAGGUUGAUGGCUAGUUUAACGCUGAAAAUGAAGCCCUGUGUGUGUGCAAAGAUAGCGACAUAACGCACAGGAGCCUCGUCUCAACCGCUGUUACGAACAGGGUUCCCACUGCCAUGAAAUUCUUGGAAAAGUUAUGAAACUGUUUUCAAGACCUUGAAAUGGUUUUGAAUCAACAGAAUGUUUGGGAAAAGUUUUGAAAAUACAUCGUAUCAGUUAUAGUUUAAAAUGUGCUCAUAAAAAUCCCCAAUCAGUCUUACCUUACACGAAAUAUGUCCCUUGUAUUAAUAAUUUAAAAUCUAAUGCUGUCCUGAAAGAUCACUAGUAUCCUGUGAUACAUGUCGACCAAACCGACAUUACCAACACCAUGUCCUCUUUAAGACGAAAUAAACGCGCUGUCACUUAAGAAUAGAAACAGGAAAAUGCUGCAAAGCAGUAGCUAGCUGGUUAAUCAAGGCUUUCACACAUGAUAUUUUGGAAUCCUAAGAUACUAAAUAUUUACAGUCAGAGUGAUAAAUCGCUAAAUGAUGCUGGUAACCGUUACUAUCAAUGGACAGCUUACGUUAGCAUGAGUUGGAGGCUGCUGCAGUAAUGUUACAGUAAUACAGAAUAGCUGAAUCACUAAAUCUCAGUUUAUAGAACAAACUAUUAACAGAUCAUUAUUUACAGACAACACUAACGAUACCUGGUGAUUCAAUCAAAUAUACAUGUUUGAUUCAUUCACUGCGUGACGUGAUCCGGACAUCUAUACAUGUAUAGAUGUUCGGAUAUGAAAAAUCCGCCCUCAGUGUUAGAUCUUAAAUUCAUAUGGACGAGGAAAACCCGACAGCAAUCUACCCUACAUUAUUAAGCAAUCGUUAACGCUCCGGUUCAGGCAGGUUCCAAAAACAAUGUUAGAGAAUGACUUUAAAGCAUACAUUUGUUUAACAAGAAAAAUAUACAUGCAAACAUGUCAAAAUUAAAAACCAAUCACAUCAAAUUGCAUUUUAAUUAUAUCUAAAUGAUCUUUGGUUUUCAAUUCCCCAAAAGUACUGUUACAUGGCGGUCUGGUCUAUGCAUCUUGUUGGUGGUGGGAAUUGGCGAGUAAAGAUGGCGAGCCCUAGCAGUUUGCUUAUCCGCAAACUCCUGGGGAGUGUGUGUUUAAUAAUUUAGGGUUGUAUCACUAUAUAGGUCUACCAAUAUUUAACCGAGGUCAAAUAAAGUCAUGGAAGUGGGGUAAAUCAUUAUGGGAAACUUUUGAAAAUGAGUUGUUAAAAAUGCGUGGGAACCCUGUAUAAAAGAUAGUUGGAUUUGAUUUCAGUCAGUGUUAAGCACUGGCUUUACAGAGCGAAUAAAUGAAGGGUGGUUGGAUGUGUUGUUUUCAGAAUUUUGCCCGGUUUAGCAGCAAAGUUGUAUGUCACAUCUUUCUGGCAUACAUCGAUUGCAGUGGGUUGCCCCUUCUGUGUUUAGAGUUGAACUUCUUCCUUGUUAAAUGACAUCGUCACACAUGCAGCCGGAUUUGUCUCCAGUUUUUUUUUUCCUCAGUCAGCAGCUAAACAUCCACCUUUUGCAGGGCUUCCUUUGCCACAACAAUGUACCACGAAUACAUUUCUGUGCCAUUUUUGGUGCAAAAAAAAAGACGCAUCUGUCAGAGCUGACCUGAUACUCUGUAUGACGCUGUAACGUUGACCAUGCAAUAUACGUCACUACUGCUGUUCCCCGUUCUGCAGGGACACACGCUGUGUCCACAGUCUGUUGGCUCUUUUGCAGUUUAUUUGUUAACACUGACUGCAAAAGUAUGUUUGAAUGGCAACUCAGGUAACAAACAACACUUAGGAAGGGGAUCUGUACGUGUUGAGUUUGGGGUUAUUUUCUUGGAUUAAUUAACGCUCUGCACCGCUGACAUUUAGGUUUACUCACCCGCUGAUCUGAUGUCAGAAAAACGUAAUGAGCUUUACAAUAAUAAGGGCCACGUUUCUUUUAAUUUGAGAUGCCAUUUUAACAGUAUUGCAGGAGCAUGAUGAUCACCCCAUUAACGGCUCAUCAAUACCUACUGUUGUAUUUUAAUUUUUUUCUCUUCCCAAAUACUGAAGUAGAUUUGAUUUCAGUGCGUGAUCUCUGAAGUAUUCCGAAUAAAAUCUGUAUCUAUAUAUUUGCACAAAUGGCAAAAAUGUGCCUGGAGAGGUCAAUUAUAACAACAAACAAAUUCUGAGCAAAAUAUUUUAAAAUAAUUUUUUUUUUUUUCUUAACACACAUCCUGUUGUUACAUGAGGGGGAGGAAUCAUCAGGUCUCAUGUCCUCACCUGAAGGGCCCGUGCAGUCAGAGGGGAUUUUCACAGAGCGUGCCUCUCUGACUGGACUGUGUGUUGAAAAGAUUCAUUUAUCUCGACUCUCGAUUCAUCUUCUGGCACCGACAAAACAUGAUCAAGUCUGGCACCGGUGGCUCGCUUCGUGUUUUCUUUUCUUUUUCAUUUUCCAUUUGAAGAAAUUUUGACCAUGUACAGUAAUUUGUAAACUUGCAUCAAGUUUAUGAAUAAAGAAUUUUAAGAUUA